GAUGGGGAAGGCCCUCUCGUGCGCACACUGAAAAAAAUUAUUUCUGUUUGGUCUGGAAAAUGUUAAGUUUUCAAAAUUUUGACAAAAAAUACUUAGUGACUAGCUUUGAUGAACAAAAACGUUGGAACACAGAGAAAAUGAAGGAAAAUUUUGGUGUUUACGGACGCGCACGUCCAAGCCUAUGGACUGGGAACAAGACAAAACAGGCCUUGGAGGAACACGGAAUCUUUUUGUCUUCCAAGGAAAUCUGGACCAUAGGGUGGUCGGAGUAUUGAUGCAAUCGCUUAGAGCAUGUGAUAUUUGCACGAGGGUUUUGCUGAUACAAGAAGCUUGGAGUGAAUUCUUGCGCCGCCAUAUUGGUUAGCGGGAAAGAAAUUUUCAUUCGCCUCUAGGGUGGUGUAUUUGGUCGUAAAACUGACUGCGAUAUCAUUCCGAAGGAUUAAAACACCUCCAUCUUUACUUCUUGGUGUUUUGGUGUGGUGUGGAUAACGAUUCAGCAAGGAAUAUCAACGACGAAAAUUUGGCGUUUUUUGCAUAUAUCAACGUUGGUGUGUUCUUUUGCGAGAUUAGAACACGCACUACCAAGACGUGGCGGUCACGUGCUCAUCGCGCUAAAAAACGUUUUCUCUCCUACCCUUGAAUGAACUUUAAAAAGUUUGAAUUUUGGUUGAAUUUCGUCGUGUGUUUUAAUUUUUUUCAUUAUUUCCCUGUUGUAAGCAGUCGCGAAAAUGCUUUCAACGGGGCCCCAUUGCCAUCGGCAGUCAUUGUGAAGUGAAGUAUGGUAGAUGGCUCAAAUGGCUCCCGCUCUGACCGAGGCAACCGCAUCUCCGGAGUCCUCGAGAAAGAAUUCAGUGGAUCGUCACUGUUCUUCAACUUUACAAGGGGAACUUAAGCAAGAAACUUCGACUCUAGGGUUGGACUUAAAGUUGGUUUCCCAGAACGGACUUGUACGAUUGAUUAGCGACAAUAACAUUGCAGACAUUACAAAUACUAUCAAGCCUUCGGAGCAGAACACACCCAUAGUUUCACGACUCAACGGAGAUUUUAAGGGGAAAAGUGAGAUGCCAAACGGACACUGUGAUGAUAAACUGGAAAAGAGUGCCACUGAUAUGUCGAGCUACUCCGCUGCAACAGAAGAAAAGCGAAAUUCGUCCCUUGAUCUUUCGCGUACAUGUGCUUCAACGGCGAAGACUUCGGCUGCUACAUGCAAUACUGUUAGCGAAGAUGAAGAACGGAACCGAGUUUCGCAGCAUCCGGUUGCCAACUUAGAUUGUGGAAAGGCUAUUAUAACUCAAAGAACCACACAGGCGUUUCGACGUCAAGGAAAGCUGGACGGCCGGGCAAGAAGAAUUGAAACGCGCCUUCGCAAACUACAAGCGCGGCAACUGAGUGACCAUGUGCUUCAACAAUUGGAAAAUUUGGUGGAGAAGCGUAGUGAAUCGUGCGACUCAUCCAUCGCUCAUCUCGAACCAACAUGGAAUUCAGGAGUCAGUGCUUUUCCCGAAAGUAAAAGUGCGUCAAAUGUUUGUACGGAAAUAAAAGCAGAUCGCGCUGGCACAAAGUCGACAGUGCCUGGAAAUCUUGCCACCCGGGCGAAAAGCAACAACGGAACGUUUGUGGAUAACGUAGUGAAAGAGCUGGAGCGCAUUUCUGCUGAAUCAUUUAACGCCGGGGAAAAGAAUAUUCUGACAGAAUUGAGACAACAGGCGGAUGCCGUGAAUUCGGUGGAAAAUUGGAGUUCGCAAGUUGAAUUUUUGGAAAGCAUUCACGAUUCCGAUGUGACAGAAGGAAGUUCGGACGAAGAAAGCGACGAGGAAGGUGAAUCGAGGAAAACGAAACUACGUAGUAAACGGGCCAAAAUUCUAAGGAGGCAGUAUCACUUGGAAGAAGGAAUCAUUGCCUCUCACUGGUCUUGGCUUCAGUCACAGAUUAUAAAUGUUGAAAGGCAGAUCAGGCGCUAUGAUGAGCUAUUCAAAGGAGGGAGGAUGAGAAAAGGCAUGGUGAAACUCCAAGCUUGCACUGCAAAUGCAAAUGCAAAUGUAGCAAGAGGAAGUAAUGAUGUUGAUGGAAACAGUAUCAUCAAAGGCAUUAAAAACAAUGCUGUUUCGAUGUCUCUGGAGGUAGCGAAAUCUAAGCAGUAUGUGGAUCAUGGUAAAGAUUUACCCAAGGAUCCAGAGAAUCAUGUGCCUAAUGGCGUAAAACGACACCUUCUUGAUAGUUCACUGCUGAAGGAGGAGGAUGUCCCAGUGAAGCACUACAAGGCAGUCUUUGCAACAAACGACUCUACUGACAACAAAGUGUGUGGGUCUUUUUCCUCCACUUCAAAUGAUGUUUUUCCUCAGUGUGCAAGGACUAGAGGAGUGUAUCCUGUCAGGAAACGGCGCUUAGUGCAUUUAUCACACAUCCGACAAAAGCCCAAGCCCCAUUCAUUGCUCUGUGGCUGUGUAACUCCUACAACACCAUGUUUAAUAUGCUCAAAAUCUUCACGAACUUUACCAGUUGUCAGCUCCAGCCAGACUAUGGCGGAGAAGGUGGCUUCUUUGGAUGCUUCAUUCCACCCAGUCCUCUCUUUCUGCACAGAUAUACCUCUUCAGCUGCACUUUGGAGCGUUACUGAAGCGGGGUGGGUUUGAAAAGAGGACUAAACCACAAGUGUUGCGCAGUACUUCCCAGAUUGUUGAGAAAAAGAAAGUGCCUGUAGUAUCCAAAACGGGAAAGAGGCAUGGACAGCUGGCCAAGGGCACUGCGUCAUCUCUUUUGUCCUCUGCUAAACUGCACAAUCAAAAGUAUGAGAGGAAGAGAGGCUACUCUGUUUCCACGCCAAAGGGUACGUCAAGAGCUUCAGAGAACAGGAUCAGUCAGGCAGAAGGUGCCAGAAAGAAGCGAGCAGCUGCAAUAAGUGCUGCUGCUCAGCUGCAGAAACGUGCGAGGAGCUUGUCACUUCCUACUGUGGUGUCUUCUCCUUCCACCCCAACAUCCACUCCAAGUCCUACUGCCAGCCUUACUCAGUCCAUGCCACCAGCCAGCCUUGGCUCCUUGCUAAAGAAGAAGAAAGGUAGUAAUGCGUUUGAUAUCAACAACAUAGUUAUCCCAUACUCCAUGGCGUCUGCAACGAGAGUGGAAAAGCUACAGUAUAAGGAAAUCCCGACUCCUAGCUGGCGUGUGAAUGAUGUGAUAUCUGAAGGUGACGAGAAGAUGGAGGUGGAUCAUGAUCAGGCUGAAAAGGAGGAGACAGAAGAUACAACAGAUGAUAUGUACAUCUCCAGACAUCGCCUCUGUGAGGAGCAAGAACGUAAAAGGUUUCUAGGACUGGUCAAAAAGAAAAGAAAGCGUACCUCGAGACAAAGCAGUGAAAUCAGUUUUUCAGAUCCACAAUCCCCUUCAGGGUACCCAGACAGUCAGGGAGGAACCCCCCCUGGAACUCCUGUAUGUAGCACACCAUUACCGACAUUGACUGGAAACUCUCUCUCACAUUCGAACUCUUUUCCUGCCGCCAUACCUUACCCUCCUGCAUCAUCUUUGUCUCCAUCUGCAACCACCACACCCACGUCGUCACUGCCAUCAUCCAUGGAGAAAUUCCAUCGCUCUUUCUCGGACUCCAAGCUUCCGCAUCGAAGGUCUUCUUCAACCGAGAGGUCUGAAAAAUCUUUGAAUGAAGAAGAUCUCUGGCCACCCGUGCCACCAUGGCCGGAUAGAACAUUUCCUUUGUCCGAAUCGGAUUUCUCUUCGCUCAAACUGCCCACUCCACUUCCGACACCUGCCUCCUCUGUACCUGCUUCUCCUUCGGCUUCAUCACCCGGCAGUCCGAUGUGCUCUCCAUUAGCAAGCCCAGCUUCCGACGCUAGUAGCGAAAAGAAUGAAUGGACUGUCAAGCUUGUCACAGACCAGGGGUCGAGCAGCGACACUGGCGGAGCACCUCGUAAAGGAAUUGUUUUAAAACUAGCAAAAAGAUAAUGGAAAAAAAAAUCUUAGAAGUGGGUUUUAAAAGUAAAUAGAGGUUUUCCAGGCAGUUAGCUUCCUUAUAUGUCAAGAAAGGGCUUUGGUAAAAAAAAAAAAUUGUAUAUAUUUUUGGGUUGCGAAUGCAGUUUGAAAUGUUGGCUGUGUAAAACAGAGAGCCAACUCGUCAAAAGAAAGUUGUGAAAGAAAGCGAAGAGAUUAUUUGAACAAGCGUGCUAUUGUGGGAGAAGUUAAGUUUCGUUGGUCCCCCCCUUUUGUUGCCCUUUCUUGAUUAAGGUGUAGUUUGUUGUCUGUUACUUCCGGAUGGGCGUGUUUAAAGUACAAGUCUUGAUUUCUGACAAUAUAACUAAGAGUGAUCGAAGAACCGAAAAUAGGUAAAAAGAGUGAAGAAAAACAAACAAAAAAAAACCAAAAAGCGAAGUGGGUAAAAGGCAUGUAUCUUGUACGCAAGCAUUCUUUCGCUAAGAGAGAAUUUUUCUUCUCACAAGUCACGUUUGUAUAUAACCUACAUAUUUCCCUCAAAUAAAACACUUGUAUUUUAUGAGUUUUAAAACACUGUGUAUAUUGAUAACAUUGCCAUAGAUUUGUAGAGGUUUGGUUACAACGGAAAUAACAACUUUGUGAAUAAAUUGAUUUAUAUUAGG
Stylophora pistillata is the source of this 4600-nucleotide messenger RNA. RefSeq names its product KAT8 regulatory NSL complex subunit 1. Gene Ontology annotation, molecular function: histone acetyltransferase binding. The record is from RefSeq and is a predicted model, not a curated record. Lineage: Eukaryota; Metazoa; Cnidaria; Anthozoa; Scleractinia; Pocilloporidae. Gene Ontology annotation, cellular component: NSL complex.